Messenger RNA from Xenia sp. Carnegie-2017, 1208 nucleotides. Its product is annotated as protein unc-50 homolog. Bases 14 to 862 code for a protein of 282 amino acids. The record is from RefSeq and is a predicted model, not a curated record. The transcript has 7 exons. Gene Ontology annotation, cellular component: Golgi membrane. NCBI's taxonomy places the organism in Eukaryota, Metazoa, Cnidaria, Anthozoa, Malacalcyonacea, Xeniidae.
UAGAAGCGAUGACAUGUCAACAAAAUGGCUGUCUUCAAAGAACAAUUUCUGCUGCUCACGAAACAAAUUUGCUAGGAUUUCAACUGUCUGCAACAUGAAAGUGACUAUAUCUGAGACCUCACCGAAUAAAAACGUCUCAAUACUUUGUCCAAACCUCUCCGUCAGUAAACGAUGGAAAUACUUUCGAAGAAUAUUCAAAUAUCGCCAAAUGGACUUCGAGUUUGCAUUAUGGCAAAUGUUGUAUCUUUUUAUUUCUCCAAGCAAAGUGUAUCGAAAUUUUGAGUAUCAUAAACAUACAAAGCAUCAAUGGGCAAGAGAUGAUCCUGCUUUUCUUGUUAUUUUAAGCAUCUGGCUUUCAGUGUCUUGCAUUGGAUUUUCAAUUGUUCUACAACUUGGCUUUUUUGCAUUUAUUCGUUUUACGCUAUGGGUGGUUUUCAUGGAAUUUGUAGGUGUUGGUCUGCUUGUUGCAACAAUACUAUGGUUCAUAUCUAACAAAUAUUUGAGAACUCGGAAUGCUGAAAGCAAAAAACAAUUUGUCGAGUGGGGAUAUGCUUUUGAUGUUCAUCUCAAUGCUUUCUUUCCUCUGUUGGUUAUCUUGCAUGUUAUUCAGUUAUUUUUUGUAAAAUUUUUGGAUCAUAAUCAUGGUUUUACAAUACUGUUGUGUAACACUCUCUGGUUGGUUGCAUUUGUUUACUAUGGUUAUAUAACAUUUCUAGGAUAUAGUGCAUUGCCGUUUCUUCAGAAGACUGUUGUUUUACUUUAUCCUGUACCGCUACUUCUAGUUUUGUACAUUUUAACAAUUGUCUAUUCAUGCAAUAUUGGUCAUGAAGUGUUGGAUUUUUACAAAAAUGUUGUACGGUAAUACUCGGCAUUAAUCCUACAACAGGGUGAUUUUCUCUCGUAUAAUGAGUGAAGCGAGGAACGCGACUCUUAAACAACACUUGAAAUGGGUUGUGAAACGGUACAUUGUAUUUUGAAUUACGGACAAAAAACAAUAGUUCGAGAAAUAGUUCAUGAAAUGAGUCAAGUUAUUUGUAGUUUUUUGCAAAUUUAGCAAAAAAUGAAAUUUGUAUUAAUGUAACCGAAUUAGUCGUCAGUAGUUCAAUUACUUUUGUAAAACGAUACGUUUUGUUAACUGCGUGAUGUUACCUAGAUUAUGGGAAUAUUUUGAUCAAUAAACCGAAAAUUUGUUUUCUCAGAGUACGAAA